Molecule: messenger RNA, 1461 nt
Organism: Puccinia graminis f. sp. tritici CRL 75-36-700-3
Lineage: Eukaryota; Fungi; Basidiomycota; Pucciniomycetes; Pucciniales; Pucciniaceae
Exons: 3
Coding region: 1-1461 (486 amino acids)
Source: RefSeq, a predicted model, not a curated record
AUGGCAAUCGCCGAACCCCCCCAGACAAGCUCCAAUGGGUCGGAUCCACCGAUUUCUGCAAUCUCCCGAAUAGUGGCCCAGGGUCAUGAAAUAGUUUCUGGCACCCAAAGUUAUCCAUCCCCUGGUUCUACCUCGCUUAUCCCAAGUCAUCAAACAAACACAACAGCGGAAACUACUUCAAUACCAAGGAGUCCCAUUAUCAGCGGUCAAGUUUCCAUUCAGCAACCUAAACUCACUGGGCCAGCCUCGGCACUCGGAGAGAACUUACAAGAAGCAAGUCCACUACCCGAGAAAGUAGGCGAGAUUGGUUACAUCCCACCGGCGAGGCCGGCACGACCUCCUAAUUUGGUCACUAGAGACAGCUUACCACAGACUGAGCUUGGCGUCGAUUUAUCUCAUCCUUCUCAAAUUGCGCGUCCCGUGCGUCCCGUGCCAGCCUGGAGCCCAGCACUUUCCAGUUCGUCCCACGGGCAUAGCCCGACUCGAGCGGGCAAACCCCGUGAAAGAAUCUCGGCGCUGUCGAUGUUUUUGAAGCCGGUCUUACUGGCGGCGUUUGGAGUUGUCGUCAUUUCUCUCACUUUCGUCGGUCUAGUUCAGGUACAAGAGCGAAUCAACAACAACAACAAGAACAAUCGCGCAAAAUCGGCAUCCAAUAACAAUGAUGAUCCCUCCAGUCCAAAUAAUCGGGAUGACACAUCCUCUGAAGGCACUGACGGUAAUUCAGGAGGUGGGAACAGCGCUUCUUUCGUAUAUAUGGGCACUUUCUUCAUAGUAGCCUUACUUGUAGAGAUCUGGAUUUUUGUUGGUGCUCUAAGACGUCUCCAUCACCGACUUUGUCUAUGGGUAGACCAAGAGUAUUCCACCCAAAUUCCAGACCUAUCAGACCCCGAAGCUACAAGUCCUCCUCCGGUCUUACCUCUAUGGGCCAAAAUACUUGGAAUCAAGCCACAAGCCGUCCGAAAGCCGUUACUACCAUCUUACAUGGCCGUGCUGGGAGUUAUUAGGAAUGGGGGAAGAGCAGGAACAAAUCCGGAAGGUACAGGAGAUGUUGAGGAUGGCGAGGUGAUACGCACUUUGGCAAUUGGUCAAGGUCAAGCCGCACCUGCUUUCAAUGGAGAAGAGUUUCAAAGGUCUACCGUAAUUUUGAGCGGUCCGCCCAAACGAAAUAGUACCUCUCCAUCAGUCCGGUCAGGAGGAUUAUUGCUUAACUUGAGCAGGACGCUCACCGGUGGAUUCGGCUCUCAGAACUCGACAGACGAAAAUGUUCCCCCAGUCAAUGCCAGCAGAAGAGAUUCUGUUGCGUCGGUAACUAGUAAUGGAAGAAGAACUUCUGGGGCUCAGAACACGAUCCCAGAAGCUGGGGAACAUGUUUCGAAUGAACAUUCAAUCACAAUCGAAUUAUCUGAGGUUCCCCUCACCCGCCACGCGGCUUACAGCCACCACUCGAGGAGAGCCGCUUGA